Messenger RNA from Mycena indigotica, 1758 nucleotides. Its product is annotated as WD-REPEATS-REGION domain-containing protein. The record is from RefSeq and is a predicted model, not a curated record. Gene Ontology annotation, biological process: negative regulation of transcription by RNA polymerase II. The coding region runs from base 1 to 1758 and encodes 585 amino acids. The transcript has a single exon. Gene Ontology annotation, cellular component: transcription repressor complex; nucleus. Gene Ontology annotation, molecular function: protein binding. Lineage: Eukaryota; Fungi; Basidiomycota; Agaricomycetes; Agaricales; Mycenaceae.
AUGAAGGUGGUUUCUGGAUCUCAUGACAAAACAGUCAAGAUCUGGAAUAUAGCUACACAAGCUGUAGAGCAGGGACUCCAUGGCCACUCUAAAGAUAUAACAUCUGUUGCAUUCUCUCCAGAUGGCAUGAAAGUGGUGUCUGGCUCCAAUGAUAAGACAGUCAAGAUAUGGAAUGUAGCUACAGGAGCAGAAGUGCAGAGCCUCAAUGGCCAUUCUCGUGCAGUAACAUCUGUUGUAUUCUCUCCAGAUGGCAAGAAAGUGAUUUCUGGCUCCUAUGACAAAACAGUCAAGAUCUGGAAUGUAGCUACAGGAGAAGAAGAACAGAGCCUUACUGGCCACUCUGAUUGGGUAUGGUCUGUAGCAUCCUCUCCAGAUGGCAUGAAAGUGAUUUCUGGCUCUGCUGACAAGUCAGUCAAGAUCUGGAAUAUAGCUACUGGAGCAGAAGAGCAGAGCUUCAGUGGCCAUUCUGAUAAUGAAGAGCAGAGCUUCAAUAGCCACUCUGAUGAGGUAUGGUCUGUAGCAUUCUCUCCAGAUGGCACAAGAGUGGUUUCUGGCUCUCGUGACACAACAGUUAAGAUCUGGAAUAUAGCUACAGGAUCUGAAAAGCAGGGUUUUAAUAGCCAGUUUCAUGAUGUAACAUCUGCAGUAUUCUCUCCAGACGGCAUGAAAGUGGUUUCUGGCUCUACUUACAAGUCAGUCAAGAUCUGGAAUGCAGCUACCGCAGUGGAAGAACAGAGCUUUCAUGGCCACUCUGAUGAUGUCUGGUCUGUAGCAUUCUCUCCUGAUGGCAUGAAAGUGGUUUCUGGCUCCUAUGACAAGACAGUGAAGAUCUGGAAUUCAGUGACAGGAGCAGAAGAGCAGAGCAUUCAUGGCCACUCUGAGUGGAUAACAUCUGUUGCAUUCUCUCUAGAUGGUGCAAAAGUGGUUUCUGGCUCUGCUGACAUGACAGUCCAGAUCUGGAAUGUGGCUACAGGAGCACAAGAGCAGAGCUUUAAAGGCCAUUCUGACCAGGUAAACUCUGUGGCAUUCUCUCCAGAUGGCACAAAAGUAGUUUCUGGGUCUAAUGACAACACAGUCAAGCUAUGGAAUACAGCUACAGGAGCAGAGGAGAAGACCUUCAAUGGCCACUCUCAUCGGGUAAAAUCUGUAGCAUUCUCUCCAGAUGGCAUGAAAGUGGUUUCUGGCUCCUGUGACAAGACUGUAAAGAUCUGGAAUACAGUGACAGGGGCAGAAGAGCGAAGCCUUAAUGGUCACUCUGAGUGGAUAACAUCUGUUGCAUUCUCUCUCGAUAGUAUAAGGGUGGUUUCUGGCUCUAAUGACAAGACAAUUAAGGUCUGGAAUGUAGCUACAGGAGUAGAAGAGCAGAGCUUUGAUGGCCACUCUCAUUGGGUACGAUCUGUUGCAUUCUCUCCAGAUGGCACAAAAGUAGUUUCUGGCUCUAAAGACAAGACAAUCCGAGUCUGGGAUACAACACUGACCCUGCCAAAAUAUUCUAUUAACACUGAUGGUUGGCUUAUCGGCCCCUAUCCUGCUACAGACCAUAUCCUUUGGUGUUCACCUGUCCUCUGCCGUACCCUUCAAAUUUACCCAUGCACUCUUGUGAUAUCCCCUGAGGGACAUGCAGAUAUUGAUAUUGAUUUGGACUUCCUUGGUCCCAACUGGGUAAAAUGCUACACCCCACCUAUGCCGCCCAUAUUUACAUAUAUUGCUAUUCUUGUUCUCAUGCUGCUUCUUGUCACUAUCAAUGAGUUUUACUAG